AUGAACCGACACGUCCUCGAAAAGGGCCACUCUGCCUACCCCAUCGGUUCUGCAUUCUCAAUAUCGCCUAACAGAUUCCAGCCCCGGUCGCAACCUUCGCUUCGGUACCGCCGACAACUCUUCCAGCGCCUCUGUCUGCUUGGCGGCGUCUCCCUGAUCCUCGUCCUCCUCAUCUUCCCUUCUUGGCGAGCCGCCGUCCUCCCCACCAUCUCCCUAGGCCUGCUCGCCUCGCCCAAUGAUCUACACCUCCAAACCGUCCGCUACUAUGACCUCAGCGAGGUCCAAGGCACCGAGAAGGGUUGGGCGCGCGGAGAGCGCGUCUUGAUGUGCACUCCGCUGCGCGAUGCCUCGUCACAUCUCCCGAUGUUCUUCUCUCACCUCCGCAACUUGACGUAUCCGCACGACCUCAUCGACCUGGCCUUUUUGGUCUCCGACUCUCGAGAUGACACCCUCGGCAUGCUGUCGCGCAUGCUGGAGGAUAUACAAAACGAUCCCAACCCCAAGAUGCCAUUUGGGGAAAUCUCGGUCAUCCAGAAGGACUUCGGACAGAAGGUCCAGCAGGACGUGGAAAGUCGACACGGAUUCGAGGCGCAGGCCAAUCGGCGGAAGCUGAUGGCCCAAGCGAGAAACUGGCUGCUGAGCGCCACGCUACGACCAACACACAGCUGGGUCUACUGGAGAGACGCGGAUGUGGAAACUGCGCCUUUUACUAUUAUCGAAGACCUCAUGCGACACAACAAGGAUGUGACCGUUCCAAAUGUAUGGCGGCCGCUUCCAGAUUGGCUCGGCGGCGAACAACCCUACGAUCUGAACUCAUGGCAGGAAUCCGAGACUGCGCUGGCGCUUGCGGACACUCUCGACGAGGACGCCGUCAUCGUGGAAGGAUAUGCCGAGUACGCGACGUGGAGGCCCCACCUUGCUUACCUCCGUGAUCCAUACGGCGACCCUGAUAUGGAGAUGGAUCUUGACGGCAUUGGUGGCGUCAGUAUUCUGGCCAAAGCUCGCGUGUUCCGCGCCGGGGUGCACUUCCCGGCGUUUAGUUUCGAAAAGCACGCCGAAACGGAAGGAUUUGGCAAGAUGGCCCGACGGAUGAAAUUCUCCGUAAUUGGCUUGCCGCAUUAUACGAUCUGGCAUCUUUACGAGCCUAGUGUUGACGACCUCCGUCACAUGGAAGAGAUGGAGCAGGAGCGUCUGGCUCGCGAAAAGGAAGAACAAGAACGAGCCGAGCAGAAAGAACCUGUCCAGUCUCAACCCCAGAGUGAUGAUCACAUCGUGGACCGCGAAGCAGUACAGGGCUCUGCUGAGGGUCCGAUUGCUCAUCCUGAAAAAGACCCUGCGGAUUCGAUCAAUGGAGCUACAAGCGACCAAUCUGAGGUUGCCGAAAAAGUUGAGCAAGUGAAGCAAUGA
Molecule: messenger RNA, 1407 nt
Organism: Penicillium brevicompactum
Lineage: Eukaryota; Fungi; Ascomycota; Eurotiomycetes; Eurotiales; Aspergillaceae
Product: ANP1/MMN9/VAN1 family protein
Exons: 4
Coding region: 1-1407 (468 amino acids)
Biological process (GO): cell wall mannoprotein biosynthetic process; protein N-linked glycosylation
Cellular component (GO): mannan polymerase complex
Molecular function (GO): alpha-1,6-mannosyltransferase activity
Source: RefSeq, a predicted model, not a curated record